UCUUGCUCCUCCCAAAAAAAGAACCCAAAAUUCCGAAGCGUAUUUCUUCUGGGGACUAUCCAGCAUAAAAUAUGGAAUCAGACCUAAUUGCAACACUCGAUCAAAUUGCGAGCAGAGAAGAUGUUAAAGGUGUAUUACUAGCAGACGAAAUGGGUUUAUGUCUUGGUGUUUGUUUGACUUGCAACAGCACGAGGCAUUGCAAAGAGCGAUGCAGCUGCAAACGCAGCAGCGAUUGCACGAACAGCUCGUGAACUUCUUAUACGUGAACCAGAAGGACAGGAUAAAUCACAAUACCCGAUAAUCACGCUGGAUUACGAACACAGCAAAGUUGU
Molecule: messenger RNA, 332 nt
Organism: Zychaea mexicana
Lineage: Eukaryota; Fungi; Mucoromycota; Mucoromycetes; Mucorales; Lichtheimiaceae
Exons: 4
Coding region: 72-251 (59 amino acids)
Cellular component (GO): cytoplasm; Ragulator complex
Source: RefSeq, a predicted model, not a curated record